Clunio marinus is the source of this 219-nucleotide messenger RNA. The record is from the annotation of a GenBank genome assembly. NCBI's taxonomy places the organism in Eukaryota, Metazoa, Arthropoda, Insecta, Diptera, Chironomidae.
AUGUCCAUAGAAGGUAUGACCGCAUGGCUUUUUGCUGGGUCAACAUUCAAACGACAACUGAACAGACAUGAAACUCAAAAAUGCUCAAAACGAAACAGGCUAAAAUUGGACAAUAAAUGGUUGACGUUUGCUUUGCAAAAAAAAAAAAGACGUGAACAACCUUUCGAAAUUCUUUCAUCUCACAAAACUGCCAAUUUAGAACGGGACAUGAUAAAAUGA